Messenger RNA from Papaver somniferum (opium poppy), 348 nucleotides. Its product is annotated as protein CWC15 homolog B-like. Bases 1 to 348 code for a protein of 115 amino acids. Gene Ontology annotation, molecular function: RNA binding. Gene Ontology annotation, biological process: mRNA cis splicing, via spliceosome. The record is from RefSeq and is a predicted model, not a curated record. Gene Ontology annotation, cellular component: catalytic step 2 spliceosome. The transcript has a single exon. NCBI's taxonomy places the organism in Eukaryota, Viridiplantae, Streptophyta, Magnoliopsida, Ranunculales, Papaveraceae.
AUGAAUGUCGAUGAUUCUGAUAAAUAUAGCUAUAGUGAAAGCGACGACGAUGAUUCUGAUGACACUGAUACUCUCAUGGCUGAGCUUGUACGCAUUAAAAAAGAAAGACUUGAGGAUUGGCUUCGCAAGGAGCGACUAGAACAGGAAGAGGAGAUAAAGGUAAAGGAAGCAAAACUUAACUGCGGCAACCCUCUGGUCAGUAAUGCAGCAUCGUUUACUAUUAAAAGAAGAUGGGAUGACGAUGUGACUUUUAAGAGCCAGAGUCGGGUGAAUCUAAAACACCCAAGCGCUUCAUCAACGACACGAUCAGGAAUGACUUCCAUCGAAAAUUCUUGCAAAAGUAUAUGA